AUGUCUUCUACUUCUGAUCCAAAACUUGCCGAUGGCGACGCCGCGACGAAUGCAUCAACAACACCGGAGAGAGAUCGCACUCCCGAACCACCCUUCAGCAUAUUUGAUAAAAGACAAAAAUGGCUAAUUAUUAUCAUUGUCUCUACCGCUGCGACUUUCUCUGGUUUCGCAUCAAACAUCUAUUUCCCUGCCUUACCAACAAUUGCAAACGACCUCAAUGUCUCUAUUGAACUUGUCAACCUUACUGUCACAUCAUAUCUCAUCUUCCAGGGCCUAGCGCCUAGUCUUUGGGGUCCAAUUUCCGACGUGAAGGGACGUCGAACAGCAUACAUGGGCACAUUUCUUGUGUUUUUUGGAGCAUGCAUUGGACUCGCAGAGACGAAAAACUACGCUACUCUUAUUGUUUUACGAUGCCUUCAAAGUACAGGCAGUGCCAGUACGAUUGCAAUCGGGUCUGGUGUGAUCGGUGACAUUACCACUCGCGCAGAACGUGGAGGCUAUAUGGGAAUCUUUCAAGCAGGGUUGCUUGUUCCUGUUGCCGUGGGCCCAGUGAUUGGAGGUGCGAUUUCUGGAUCGUUGGGAUGGAAAGCAAUCUUUUGGUUCUUAACCAUUUAUAGUGGUAUUUUUCUCUGCGUGCUUAUUUUGAUAUUACCUGAGACACUCCGAUCGAUUGUCGCCAACGGAAGCCGGCUACCAUCGAAUCCCUUGGUGAAAUACCCGCUGAAUACUUAUCAGAAAACAACCAAAGUCGAGUGGCAGCAAGGACAGGAUUCACCUCCCGCGGCGAAGAAGACUAUUGAUCUUCUGGGUCCCUUCCGAAUCCUCUUCAGCAAAUACGCAACUCCUAUUAUCGCCUUUCUUGCUAUCUAUUAUGCCGUCUGGCAGAUGAGUAUCACUGCCAUGUCGUCGCUUUUCCAAGACAAGUAUGGCUUGACUGAGAUCCAAAUCUGUCUGACCUUCAUCGCCAACGGCGUAGGAUCGAUGGUCGGAACGUUAGUGACGGGCAAGAUCCUUGAUAUCGACUAUCGCCGCGUCAAGGCCAGGUAUGAGGCUUCAUUUGACAACGAGCGACACAAUGAGGUUUCUCGGGCCAGCUGUGAUGAUAACUUCCCUCUUGAAAAGGCGCGUCUUCGACUCGUGCCCAUCUUCUCUAUUCUACAGUGCCUAUCUAUCAUUCUCUUCGGCUGGGCUAUCCAAUAUCCUCACAAAGUGCACAUUGCGGUCCCUAUCGUCUCUACUUUCAUUACAGGAUGGACUGCUAUCUCGACACAAUCCCUUAUCAUGACCUACUUGGUGGAUAUUUUCCCCGAUAGGAGUGCAGCAGCCAGUGCUAGUUUGAAUCUUGCGAGAUGUCUAUUUGCCGCUGGUGGGACGAGUUUUAUCAUGCCCAUGAUCAAUGGCGUCGGUGUGGGAGUGGCCUUCACGAUCUGUGCCGCUGUACAAUUGGUGGCACUGAUCGGUCCUACAGUUCAGUGGAAGUUUGCCGCUGGAUGGAGAAGGAAAGAGAGGGAAGAGGGUGCAUUGAGGGUCGAGGGAAAGAAUUCUGCUUAGACAGACUAAUACGGCCACAGUCGCAUCGUGCUCAUGAACGACGGUCAAUCCAGCCCAAACCUUCAUGUAGCUUGGUUAUAUGGAUCUACCCUGGGCUACAAGGUCAAGCCUUGUAGCGUUGGCAUGCGUUGCACAUCACUAUCACUCUAAAAGUCUUCGUUGAAUAUGCUUUUCCUGUGUAGUUAUAACUACCAGGAGAAGGUGAAUAGGGUAAUAAAAUAUAGG
This is a messenger RNA of Paecilomyces variotii, 1776 nucleotides long. RefSeq names its product MFS multidrug transporter. Gene Ontology annotation, molecular function: transmembrane transporter activity. The transcript is spliced from 2 exons. NCBI's taxonomy places the organism in Eukaryota, Fungi, Ascomycota, Eurotiomycetes, Eurotiales, Thermoascaceae. The record is from RefSeq and is a predicted model, not a curated record. Bases 1 to 1551 code for a protein of 516 amino acids. Gene Ontology annotation, biological process: transmembrane transport.